ACAAGUGAGAGAGAGGCUAAAGCAGCAAGUUGUUGAGAUGAGAGAGAAAUUUCCAGGCUUCAGACCAGGACUUGCGAUUUUGCAGGUUGGAAAUCGGGAUGAUUCAAACCUCUACAUUAAUAUGAAGCUGAAGGCUGCCGCUGAGAUUGGGAUCAGUGCGAAUCACAUAAAACUGCCAAACACAGCAACAGAAGCUGACGUCCUCAAGUGCAUUGCCUCUUUGAAUGGAGACCCUGCUGUUCAUGGCUUUAUAGUGCAGCUGCCACUUGACUCUGAUAAACCCAUCAAUACAGAAAAAAUAACCAAUGCUGUUGCACCUGAGAAGGAUGUAGAUGGCUUAAGUAGCAUCAAUGCUGGGAAACUCUCCAGAGGGGACCUUGGAGACUGCUUUAUUCCCUGUACACCAAAAGGAUGCAUGGAACUUAUCAGGCAGACAGGCAUCCAGGUUGCAGGGAAAAGGGCUGUAGUGGUUGGUCGCAGUAAGAUUGUUGGUGCUCCCAUGCACGACCUGCUGCUCUGGAAUCACGCAACCGUAACCACUUGCCAUUCAAAGACCUCAACACUGGCUGAUGAGGUUGGUAAAGCUGAUAUCCUGGUGGUUGCAGCUGGUAAAGCUGAAAUGGUGAAAGGUGAAUGGAUCAAACCUGGUGCAAUUGUAAUUGACUGUGGAAUUAACCAUGUGCCGGACAGCACAAAGGCCAGUGGAAAAAGAGUUGUAGGAGAUGUGGCAUACAGCACAGCAAAAGAGAAAGCUUCCUACAUCACACCUGUUCCUGGUGGCGUUGGGCCUAUGACUGUGGCCAUGUUAAUGCAGAGCACAGUGGAGAGUGCACAGCGUUUUCUGGAGAAGUUCCAGCCUGGAAAAUGGAACAUCCAGUAUAACCAGCUUACCCUAAAGAUGCCAGUUCCAAGUGAUAUUGAAAUAUCACAGUCUUACAUACCCAAGCCCAUUGAUCAAGUUGCAAGAGAAGUUGGCCUGCUCCCUGAUGAGGUGGAACUCUAUGGCCAAACUAAAGCCAAGGUUCAUCUGUCAGCUCUGAAACGGUUGAAGAACCAGCCAGAUGGCAAAUACAUUGUUGUUACUGGGAUAACUCCUACUCCCCUGGGAGAGGGGAAAAGCACCACCACUGUCGGUCUUGUUCAAGCCUUAGGAGCACACCUUCACCAGAAUGUCUUUGCUUGUGUUCGUCAGCCUUCUCAGGGGCCAACCUUUGGUAUAAAAGGUGGAGCUGCAGGUGGCGGCUAUUGUCAAGUGAUCCCCAUGGAAGAGUUUAACCUUCACCUCACUGGUGACAUCCAUGCUAUCACUGCAGCCAACAACCUGGUUGCUGCUGCUGUCGAUGCACGUAUAUUCCAUGAGCUCACUCAGACUGACCAGGCUCUCUACAAGCGUUUGGUGCCUUCUGACAAUGGUGUUAGGAAGUUCUCAGACAUUCAGAUCCGAAGACUACAGAAAUUGGGCAUUAACAAAACUGAUCCUAUGGCUUUGACAAAGGAAGAAGUCAAUUUAUUUGUGAGAUUGGACAUUGACCCAGGCACCAUAACAUGGCAAAGAGUACUGGAUACAAAUGACAGGUUCCUUAGGAAAAUCACUAUUGGACAGUCUCCAACAGAACAAGGCUUUUCACGGACGGCUCAGUUUGAUAUCACAGUGAGCAGCGAAAUCAUGGCAGUUCUAGCACUCUCUGAUGGGCUGGACGAUAUGAAAAAGCGACUGGGAAGAAUGGUGGUGGCUUCCAACAAGAAAGGAGAACCAGUUACAACAGAUGACCUUGGAGUGACUGGUGCUCUGGCUGUCUUGAUGAAAGAUGCUGUUAAACCAAACCUCAUGCAGACACUAGAGGGAACACCGGUGUUUGUUCAUGCUGGACCUUUUGCCAAUAUUGCACAUGGGAAUUCUUCAGUGCUGGCAGACAAAAUAGCACUGAAGCUUGUGGGUAAAGAUGGUUUUGUUGUUACAGAAGCAGGAUUUGGUGCAGACAUAGGCAUGGAGAAAUUCUUUAAUAUUAAGUGCCGCUAUUCCGGUCUCCGGCCUCAUGUGGUGGUGUUGGUUGCUACUGUCCGAGCUCUCAAAAUGCAUGGAGGAGGCCCUGCAGUUACUGCUGGGGUACCUUUACCAAAGGAGUACAUGGAAGAGAAUCUUCAACUGUUGGCAAAAGGCUGUAGUAAUCUAAACAAGCAAAUCCAAAAUGCACGGAUGUUUGGUGUCCCAGUAGUAGUGGCUGUAAAUGCUUUCAAAACAGAUACAAAGGCUGAAAUGGCCCUUGUAGUGCAACAGGCAAAGGAAGCAGGAGCAUUUGAUGCUGUGGUGUGCACUCAUUGGGCAGAGGGAGGUAAAGGAGCAGUUGCACUGGCUCAAGCUGUUCAGAGAGCAUCGCAGACACCCAGCAACUUCAGGUUCCUCUAUGAUGUGAAGCUCCCUGUUAUAGAUAAGAUCAGGAUUAUUGCACAGCAGAUCUAUGGGGCAAGUGACAUUGAGCUACUUCCAGAAGCACAGGAGAAGGUUGCCUUGUACACUAAGCAAGGAUUUGGAAACCUGCCAAUCUGCAUGGCUAAAACUCAUUUGUCAUUGUCUCAUGACCCUGAACAAAAAGGAGCACCUACAGGUUUUAUUCUGCCAAUCCGAGACAUUCGGGCCAGUGUUGGUGCUGGGUUCCUGUAUCCACUCGUAGGAACG
Molecule: messenger RNA, 2677 nt
Organism: Nestor notabilis (Kea)
Lineage: Eukaryota; Metazoa; Chordata; Aves; Psittaciformes; Psittacidae
Gene: MTHFD1
Product: methylenetetrahydrofolate dehydrogenase (NADP+ dependent) 1, methenyltetrahydrofolate cyclohydrolase, formyltetrahydrofolate synthetase
Exons: 25
Biological process (GO): tetrahydrofolate interconversion
Cellular component (GO): cytosol
Molecular function (GO): methenyltetrahydrofolate cyclohydrolase activity; formate-tetrahydrofolate ligase activity; methylenetetrahydrofolate dehydrogenase (NADP+) activity
Source: RefSeq, a predicted model, not a curated record